Xenopus laevis (African clawed frog) is the source of this 3153-nucleotide messenger RNA. RefSeq names its product RAS (RAD and GEM)-like GTP-binding 1 L homeolog (gene rem1.L). The record is from RefSeq and is a predicted model, not a curated record. Gene Ontology annotation, cellular component: plasma membrane. The transcript has 5 exons. Lineage: Eukaryota; Metazoa; Chordata; Amphibia; Anura; Pipidae. Gene Ontology annotation, molecular function: calcium channel regulator activity; GTPase activity; GTP binding. Bases 956 to 1798 code for a protein of 280 amino acids.
UUUUUGUUGAAAGUGGAAUAAAUUAUUAUGCAGGCUGAGAGGGGUUCCCAAACUUUUUCAUAUGACUGUAACUGCACAGGGGCCCCUCUCGCUGACUUUCCUGAUAAGGGGAACUUAGAGAACAUACCUAGCUGCACAGGGGCCCCUCACCCCAACUGUCCUGGAAUAGAGAACUUAGAGAACAUACCUAGUUGUGCAGGGGCCCUAAAAUCACAUACCUAGCUGCACUAUGGUAGCUGGAUUAUUGGAGACAAGCAGGGGUGUGAAAUAAUGAACUAAGUUGUGUUUAUGGGAGGUAGGUUUGGGGCAGUGGGUAAGCACAGCAGCAGUGUGUACGGUGCAGCACAAGAGAUGGCCCGGGGUAGCAUAAAUGGUAAAUCCAGCCCUGAGAGGCGACACACAGAGAGAGCAUCUACCAUACAGAUGUCUCUGGGUGGGGGGAGUUUAACUUGGCUGAAAGAAUCAUACAGAGAUAUGUACAGACUGUUUGACACUGCACAGGGAGAGAUAUUUCUAGAGACUGCACCCAGAGAGACUGCUUGUGUUGUGAGAGAGGGCGCAUCUGUUAACUGAUCUAGAAACUGUAUACAGAAAGAGACUGCUCUAGAGACACAAGAAACAAACUGCAUUAGAGACUGGACUUCAGAAAAAAACUUCUCUGUAGACAUGGCAUGACGACUAUUGGUGAGAGAGAAAACAAUGCAGAAGACUGCUGAGCCCAGUUUCAUCAGCAAAUUGUUUCUGUGUCCUCUCACCAGCAAAGGACUACUUUAGAAGCAGUAUACAGCAAGAGACUUCUCUAGAGAAAAGAGACAGCAAGUUACCACUGGUGAGAGAAGACACAGAAAGAGACUGUUGUAAUGAGUGAGUGAGUGCACACAUUGGUCUGUAGUGGAAUAGAGACAUCAGGGAAAGACGCUGGGCUGGAUACACCAACAGGACAAAAAAAGCAAAGAUGUGCGCAUCACGAGCUCCCCUGAGGAGGCGAGCCAGCACCCCAUUACCAUGUGCCCAUCAGAAUCGCCAGCGAGGAUCAACUCCCAUAAGGAAGCUCUACUCACCUUCCAAAGCUUCUGUGAGUGCCCACUGCAGUGGAUCCUUAGACUCAGGGGCCUCAGAUGGGACAAAUGAGGCACAUUUAAGAGUGGUACUGCUUGGAGACCCAGGAGUUGGAAAGACCAGUCUUGUGGCCAUCUUUCAAAGGGAGCAGGAUAAAGAAGCAGCAGAACAGCAGCAAGCAGAAGUGUUUGAGUGCACCCUGAUGGUGGAUGGUGAGGAGACCACCCUGCAGGUAAUGGAUACGGGUGAAUGUGAGAUGAAGAAAGCCAUUGGGAGCAGUGAUAGUCCCAUGCGUCUGGGGAAUGCAUACAUCAUCGUGUACUCGGUCACUGAUAGGGCCAGCUUUGAGAGUGCUUCAGAACUACGCAUACAACUUAGAAGAACUCGUCAGGCUGAAAAUAUUCCAAUAAUCCUUGUUGGAAACAAAACUGACCUUGUCCGCAGCAGAGAGGUUUCUGUGGAAGAAGGUCGCGCGUGCGCUGUGGUGUUUGACUGUAAGUUCAUCGAGACAUCUGCUGUCCUACAGCACAACGUCAAAGAAUUGUUUGAGGGGAUGGUGCGGCAGAUCAGACUACGUAGAGAGGGGGCAGACACAUCUGACAGUUUUCGAUUGAGGAGCCAACGCAAGGAGAGUCUGACCAAGAGGGCGAGAAGGUUUUUGGACCGGCUUGUGACCAGAAACAGUAAGUCAACUUUGAAGGUCCACUCCCGAUCCUGCCAUGACCUGUCUGUGCUCUGACAAACUCCACAGUCAAAAGAUCACCCAGAAUGAGCUCAGACACAGGCUAACUGCCCUUCACAUGGACCAUGGAGAAGAUAAUGGACACUAAUUGGACACUUACAAGUCAACUCCCACCUGCACUGGCUGGACAGCUAGCAUGAAGGAUACUUAUCACUCAUGAACUGAUUAUUUGUGCACUAAUUGAAUCUACAAUAGAUUCUAUAAGAACUGAUAGUUGCACCAAGCCUCCAUGUACAAGAAUUGAAUUGACUCAUUGCUGUAUUUGAAAUGCCAUUCUGCCUGGGGUAGAGUGAAAUGUCUGGUGAAAAGUUCUGCCAUUUCUGACUCGGAGAAUGUAGAAAGUCAGGAAACUCUCCCUCCCCCUACAAGGUUUUAUGGAACUAUGCCGAGCACCCACUAAAUCCAGCACUGAGCAAACAGUGGAAAAUCUGAGCAGAUUGUUUAUGGAGGGAGGCCCAGAGAGGCUACACGGAGAGAUGGGGGGUGGGGGCACAAAUGGAUAAGAAUAAACCUUGUGAUCAUUUUACUGCUCUUUGGUAAUGAGAUAUAAUGGCCUCAUCCUCUUUUUCUCACAACAACACCCAACUGACUCUUGCUGUAAAGCAUUCACCCUGGUACUGUCUGUCACCCCACUGAAGAAAUAUAUUGGCCUCACCCUCUUCCACACCUACACCCAACCAUGUCUUACACUGCCUGCUGGGAGGCAUCCCCCAACUCACUGCAUUUCAAGGAGAUCAGGAGUCACAAUGUUGUAUCCUCCGUCUCACCCUACUCUGGGUACUCUAUUAUCAUUGUGAUUAACUGGGACACGCCAUGGCAAUAUAUAGAUACCCCAAAACAUUUGCUUGGAUUGGGUUGCAGACAUGAAAUUCACUGACUCAGUACUGUGUUGUUCCCACUGUCAGCAGAUUAAUGUUUCCCCACUAACGCCAGUACAGUUAGUUACUAUGUCUCCCUGUUACAGUAUCUGGUGCCCCUCCCAUAGUGCUGGGUGUCAGGGGGUCUGGGUUUCAUCUCAGUGUUUAAUGACCCACAGCCUCCGGAUAAAUACAGCCAGUUGUCAGACUCUGCUAUUGAUCCCCAGGGACACAGCAAGGAGAUUUGGAGCCUGGGGCCCGUGUGCACCUCCCCCUAACAGUCUAAUUGUGUCUGUAUACUGUGCCUCACUACUAUACCCCUCAUCUUUCCCCUAGCCCCAAUCACUGUCACACUGUAACCCCUAUAUCAUAUAUGCACAUAAUGUAACUGUAUAACAGAUAUACCCCCAUCUGUCCUCUGUCACCCCCAUAUCAUAUAUACAAUGUAAGUGUAUAAUAUAUAUAUUAUUUUGACAAAUAAAACAUCAAACAAUU